CAUUAGACGAUCUUUGCAAACAUCCAGCAGCUAGACAUUAGCCGCUGGCAUAUGGAGGGAUCCCGCGGCUGCGGCAGUGGUACCCACUGUCAUUCUCUGAACCGUGAAGCGGUCUCAAAGAUGACUGACUUCAUUUAAAGGAAUCAGCCUGGAAAAACCUACAAAUAGGAAGCGCAAAACCGCAAGAAGCUAAUCAGACCGCUUUCAGGUGUUUAUCGCUAUUUACUCGUCCUUUAACGGCGCUCUGACAGCGCAACAUCACCACCAGCAGUCGCAGUCAUAAACUGACAGGUAUGUCUGCGUCCACCGCGCGAGACACCGUCGUUAAAAAGAAGCACGUUCGCUUCGCCAGCAUGGAGGACGACGACGACAACGACGACCAGGAGGAGGACACUCUGUUUGACAAGCGGAAGGACACGGGGAGAGGGCUGAAGAGUGCGCUGAAGGCAGUCAAGAGGACGGCGAAACCGGUCUGCGACGACCGGGUGGAAGUGGUCGGCGGAAGGAGGAGCGGAUAUGGAGCCUGCGGGCGCUGGAUGGUCACCCUCGCGCUCUGUGCAUCUUUCCUGGGCUUGGGGAUGAGUAUCUCUGUUCUUGGCCCCACGUUCGAGGACCUGGCUGUGAAUGUGAAUAAGAACAUCAGCAACAUUUCUUACAUCUUUGUCGGCCGCUCUGCGGGCUACAUCGGCGGAUCCCUCUUAGGAGGCAUUCUCUUCGACUGCAUGAACCCACAUCUCCUGCUAGGGUUUUCUAUGCUGGUCACAUCAGUUGGAAUGUGUGCUAUCCCUUUCUGUACGCACGCUCUGCUCCUCACUGGGCUCAUGUCCAGCAUUGGGAUGUCUAUGGGUAUUCUGGAUACAGGUGGUAACGUCCUCAUCCUGAACACAUGGGGCGAGCAGGCGGGCCCUCACAUGCAGGCUCUGCACUUCAGCUUCGCGGCCGGGGCCUUUGUGUCUCCCAUCAUAGCCAAGCUGCUGUUUGGGACUGACGUCAUCAACAGCACAUCGACCAACUCUUCACUUCCUGUCACCACAGAGCCGGUCCCCAAAGCCCCCGACGCACACACGUUCAUCCACUACAUCCACAGCAGGAGCAGCACCCUCAAAUCCAUGUGGGCCUACAUCGUCAUCGGCUCCUUCGUCUUUCUCAUCUCCUUCCUCUUCUUCAUCCUCUACUCCCGCAGGGGCUCUUCACGUGACAAAGCCCGCACGUCGUCGGGAAAGCCCCUGGUGGCCAAACAUCACAUAGCUCUCACUGUCCUGCUCUUCUUCUUCUUCUUUGCCUACGUAGGUGCGGAGGUAGCAUACGGCUCCUUCAUCUUCACCUUCGCCAAGGACUACGCCCACAUGCCUCAGUCCCAGUCAGCUGGGCUGAACUCGUUGUUUUGGGGGACGUUUGCGGCGUGCAGGGGGCUGGCCAUCUUCUUUGCGGCGUGCAUGUACCCGGGCACCAUGAUUCUGCUCAGCCUGGUGGGCUCCACGGUGUCCUCUCUGCUUCUCUGCCUCUUCAGCAAGGAGAGAGUGGCUCUGUGGCUUUGCACCGGUCUGUACGGCGCCUCCAUGGCCACCACCUUCCCCAGCGGCAUCUCCUGGGUGGAGCAGUACACCACAGUGACAGCCCACAUGGCGGCAACCUUCGUGGUGGGGGCGGCACUGGGCGAGAUGGUGCUUCCCGCUCUUGUAGGCUUCCUGCUGGGGAAGUUCCACGACCAGCCUCUGCUCAUGUACCUGUCGCUCAUCACUGCCACCUUCACCUCCAUCCUCUUCCCGGUCAUGUACAAGCUGGCCUCGGCCCCCAGCAGCCAGAGCAGGAAACCCCGCGUCAGGGGCCGGCCUGACGCCGACGACAGCGAGUACCGCCAGGCGCUGCUGGACUCAGGAGCCAACGACGAGGAGGAGGAAGAGGAGGAGCAGGACAACGAGGCUGACCAGUGGAACGACGCAGACUUUGAGGUGAUUGAAAUGGACGACACGGCAAGUCUCAUCAGCUCACCCAGCAAGGCCUCCUCUCCUCCUGACGUCACCGGUCUGACAGGGAGCUCUGCUGCCUCUAACCACCUGGUGACAGAGUCCACGGGUGGAGCUUCUUUUUCAGACACCAUCUCCCUGGUAGGAGACUCCCCUAGACGCAAACUGCUGCUCUCUCUGGACAGAGAGAAGAGAGACUGAACCCUCCGCCUGUGACUCCUAAGUGCUGUUGAUCUCUCACUGAACACUAGAAGAGCCAUGCCUUCACACGUCUGUGCUCAUUUGUCGUCCAGAAGCUUAAAAACUCAGAUAUUUAUGAACAGCUGAUUUACUGUGCAGUGAAUGCAACACUACUGACCGAAACCUGUGCAGCUUAUAAACUAUCCAUAGUGUGGUGACUCAGAGACUCAGAGUUUGGGGUUUUGCACAGUCAUCAGUGUCUUUGGAAGCUUUUGGACCUCUCCUGGAUGAUGAAGGGUACCGCCAUGCUUCAAACGGUUUUAAAUAGUACAUCAUUGGUCCAUGGGCUGGUAGGAUUCAGUGCCUUGCUCGAGGACACAUGAGCAGAGUAGAUGAGACAAACCAGGGACAGUCACACUCUUCAUCAGGCCGCCCUGCUGCCAAAAACAUGUUUAAAAAAUGUACAUUAAUUUUGCACUAUUGCAGUGACUUUAUCAACGGCAGGAAAUGUGUGAUAAGUUGUACGAUUUGAAUGAAGUUUUUGUUGCACUUUUGUAAAGAAGAGAUUUGAUUUGUUGUUUGUUAUGUACUGUGACGUGUCGUGGCUCGUGGAUCUCUCAAUCACACGUGUUGUCACUGUGAUUCAUUUGAAUCUUUUUUUAAAACAGAAUCAUCGACAGAAGGCAUUUUAAUACAUUGACUUUUUAUUAUAUCAAUCUCAAACCUCCACCCACAGCAAUGUCCAUUAAAAAGAAACAAAAAAACACCUCCUUCAUUAUUAUUUUAUACAUUUAUACAAAUACACAGAUCCUGUGUACGGCUGGAUGGGGAAUUGAAGAUUGGAUCUUGACGUGGUUUGAUGACAGAGUUUGUUUUUUUUUGCACAGUACACAAAACCAUAUAUGCACAAGGAAACAAUAAACUCUUCAUGACAUAAAUUAUCAAAAUACAGUAUUGCAACAGUCCCAGAUUUUUAGAAAAACUGAAAAGAGUUUCCAGUUGCCGCACUCUGUAGAGUGUGAAGUGUCAAAUCUGUCAAAAUGAACAUCGAUACAAUCAAGGUUAAAAGAAACAUGAAA
This is a messenger RNA of Epinephelus moara (kelp grouper), 3226 nucleotides long. It is a transcript of the gene slc60a2b, whose product is annotated as major facilitator superfamily domain containing 4B. The record is from RefSeq and is a predicted model, not a curated record. Bases 294 to 2168 code for a protein of 624 amino acids. NCBI's taxonomy places the organism in Eukaryota, Metazoa, Chordata, Actinopteri, Perciformes, Serranidae. The transcript has 4 exons.